Panicum virgatum (switchgrass) is the source of this 598-nucleotide messenger RNA. RefSeq lists its product as uncharacterized. Bases 1 to 597 code for a protein of 198 amino acids. Lineage: Eukaryota; Viridiplantae; Streptophyta; Magnoliopsida; Poales; Poaceae. The transcript is spliced from 3 exons. The record is from RefSeq and is a predicted model, not a curated record.
AUGCUAGCCGGCACUAACCUCGCCACUCUGCCCCCAAAUACAGAGAUCCGGCUUCUUCCCUCACUUCGCCCUUCUUCAGAUCGACGUUCAUCACUCGCGCCGCCGCCGCCCUCAUCUCAUCCUCUGUCGCGCCGGCGCCGCCGCCGUCCCCGGCCGCGGCCUCCUCGUUGCCCCGACGCCGCCCCUACCCUACACCGCCCUGCCCCGACGCGGACCUCGUCGUCUCGCCCGCGCCACCGCCGCCGUCCCUGGCCGCGCGUGCGUCCCCGGCCCGUCCGGACCUCCCCGUCCCCGGCCGCGCGUGCAUCACCGACCGGCCUCGUCUCGUCCUCUGCCGCCCUCGAGGAACAAGGGGCUCAUCUGAUUCUGAUCUGCUUCUUCCCCAAUGGAGGUGUGACGGUAGUGGAAAUGGAUCCUACGGACAACCAAGACGAGUUAAUGCACGAGCUCAUUCGUGGUAGUACUGGGCACAUAGCUCCAGAGUUUGAUGAGGACGAGAAAGAUGGCAGCCAAUUUUUAAACUUGCAUUAUCAUGGCGACGAGGAGCAAGAUAUUAGUGGGGAGGAAGAAGAAAAUGUCGAGGAAGCCGAGAUAUAAA